GAGGCGGACUUUGAUGUGACAGAGUCGAUCCCGGUGGAUGUACUGGUAACAAACCUCAUCAAGAAGAAUCUGCUUCCCUCUGCUCGCCUCUGGAUAACCACACGACCUGCAGCAGCCAAUCAGAUCCAUUCUGAUUUUGUGGACAUCAUGACAGAGGUUAGAGGAUUCACUGACCAGCAGAAGGAGGAGUACUUUGGCAAGAGAUUCAGAGAUGAGGAGCAGGCCAACAGAAUCGUCUCCCACAUCAAGACAUCACGAAGCCUCCACAUCAUGUGCCACAUCCCAGUCUUCUGCUGGAUCACUGCUACAGUUCUGGAGGAUGUCAUGAAGACCAGAGAGGAAGGAGAGCUGCCCAAGACCCUGACUGAGAUGUACGCAGAAUUUUUGAAGUUUCAGAUCCAUCAGACAAAAGACAAGUAUGAUCGCAAAAAAUGCAGGCGGUACAUUAAAUCAUUAGCAAAACUGGCUUUCCACCAACUGGAAAAGGGCAACCUGAUCUUCUAUGAGAGAGAUCUCAAAGAGAGUGGCAUUGAUGUCAGUGGAGCCUCGGUGUGCUCAGGAGUGUUCACAGAGAUCUUCAAAGAGGAACGUGGGAGGAAGAAAGAUGAAGACAGGAUGUUCAGCUUUGUCCAUUUGAGUGUUCAGGAGUUUCUGGCAGCUUUAUAUGUAGAGAGGGAACUCGUUAACAGAAACAAGAAUGUGAUGUCUGAACCAGGGCAAACAAGUGGCAAACAAGUGCGAAAGGUUUUCAGCAAAACAUCUAUGACAGAGGUCCACAUGUUUGCUAUUGACAAGGCCUUACAGAGUCCAAAUGGACACCUCGACUUGUUCCUCCGAUUCCUCCUGGGUCUUUCACUGCAGACCAAUCAGAACAACCUACGCGACCUGCUGAAAAAGAAAAGAAGCUCAGAGACCAAUCAGAAUACAGUCGAGUACAUCAAAAGUCGGAUCAGUGAGAAUCUGUCUCCAGAGCAAAGCAUCAACCUGAUCCACUGUCUGAACGAGCUGAAUGAUCGUUCUCUAGUGGAGGAGAUCCAACAGUACCUGAGUUCAGGAAGUCUGUCCACAGAUAAACUGUCUCCUGCUCAGUGGUCAGCUCUCGUCUUCAUCUUACUGUCAUCAGAAAACGACCUGGACGUGUUUGACCUGAAGAAAUACUUUGCUUCAGAGGAGGCUCUUCUGAGGCUGCUGCCAGUGGUCAAAGCCUCCAACAAAGCUCUACUGAGUGGUUGUAAUCUGUCAGAGAGAAGCUGUGGAGCUCUGUCCUCAGUUCUCAGCUCCCAGUCCUCCAGUCUGAGAGAGAUGGACCUGAGUAACAACAAACUGAAGGAUUCAGGAGUGAAGCUGCUCUCUGCUGGACUGGAGAAUCCACACUGUACACUGGAGACUCUCAG
Messenger RNA from Epinephelus moara (kelp grouper), 1394 nucleotides. Its product is annotated as NACHT, LRR and PYD domains-containing protein 7-like. Lineage: Eukaryota; Metazoa; Chordata; Actinopteri; Perciformes; Serranidae. The record is from RefSeq and is a predicted model, not a curated record. The transcript has 2 exons. The annotation marks the transcript as partial.